UGAAUGUGGCGAUAAGGAACCUUUUUCUCUCGAACACAACACGGAGUUAACAUCGCGUCGUGUCACCGUGAGUGGGCGGAUCGAUAAACAAAACUUUUCCGUUCGCGGGAAUUGGUGCGAAGUCGAAGUUGAGAUAAGAGGCGGCCUGUCGUCGUAGAGCCCUCCAUUCCGGGCCCACAAACAGCUUAAAUCAAGAUAAACUCGCGCGCCUUCUUUGGAUCACACGGUGAAGCAGUAAAUACAUCAUCAUGAGAUUUCGCUUCUGCUGGGACGUGGACUGCCCCGACUGGCUCCUGGCCGAGAUCGCCGCCCUCGCCAAGAUGACCUCGGUGAAGCUGCGUCUGCUCGUGGGCCAGGUCGCCAAGGCCAUCCCGGGCCCGCCGCUCAGCUACGAGGUGGUGGAGAAGCUGACAAAAGAUGCCAAAUUGGAGAGCAGCGAGGCCAUGGCGGCGGUGGCGGCGGUGCGCUGGGUGCUGGAGCGCGCGGGCGGGGCGGGCGUGGGCGGCCCCGUGCUCGACUCGGAGCUGCAGCAACUCGGGCUGCCCAAGGAGCACGCGGCGGCGCUCACCAGGGUCUACUCUGAACACCAACCCCGCCUUCGCCAGGCCCUCAGGCAGGCCAGUCUCAAGGAGGGCGGUGAUCCCGAAUGGGCGUGCGACGUAGUGGGCGUGGACGUGGGCGGCCGGACCGAGGCGGUGGCACAGUUGACUCUCGACCGCCACGGGGAAGGAAGCAAGAUCGCUCUCUCGCCCGACCAGCUCCUCGUGCUCAUCCAUGAGCUGAGCGAAGCCAGGCAGAUAAUGGAGGCGAUUAGUUGAUCAGGAGGAAGCGGUGAAAAGGAAGAAAAGAAAAGGAAUGCGCAAGACAAGGAGGGCAAGAAUCAAGAGAAAGAUAGAAGUGAGAAAAAAUAAGAAAGAAGGAAAGAGCAUCGUAACGUGGGUCUCUUCCCGAAGCCUCGUCCUCGCAGCCGCCCUCCCACCAAUGCCUGAUUUGCGAAAGAGAUAUUCCAUGUUUCCAGUGUGGAGGAAGAAGGAUUUGUUAAUAAACAGAACUAAAUCAAUUCAUGUAAUUCAUCUUAAUAAAUCAACGGAUAGAUGUG
Messenger RNA from Penaeus chinensis, 1099 nucleotides. Its product is annotated as COMM domain-containing protein 4-like. The record is from RefSeq and is a predicted model, not a curated record. Lineage: Eukaryota; Metazoa; Arthropoda; Malacostraca; Decapoda; Penaeidae. The transcript has 11 exons. Bases 249 to 818 code for a protein of 189 amino acids.